Messenger RNA from Fusarium musae, 4695 nucleotides. RefSeq lists its product as uncharacterized. Gene Ontology annotation, cellular component: fungal-type cell wall. Lineage: Eukaryota; Fungi; Ascomycota; Sordariomycetes; Hypocreales; Nectriaceae. The coding region runs from base 1 to 4695 and encodes 1564 amino acids. The transcript has 2 exons. Gene Ontology annotation, biological process: cell adhesion. The record is from RefSeq and is a predicted model, not a curated record.
AUGUCGCUUCCGCGCAUGAUGCCCUUUUGGGCUCUGGUCUUGCUAGGCACUAUAUCCGAUGCAAAAUUGGAACCACGAGACGUCAAGACACAGCCCAUUGAGAUCAUUGACGGAUCGUCUACGCAGUAUGACAUUUUGACAAGUACAUUUCUCAUGCGGACUGAUGCUACCUACACUGCCACUGACCCGGUUUAUGGAUACGGUGAACCAAACACUACAUACAACAUCCCCCUCGCGGAUCAGCAGCCAUCGUGUGGAACUAUCAUGGUUGAGAGCCAUGUGACUGUAUUAUCGUCGACUGACCGUAUAAUAUCUGUGCCUGAGACAACCACUCUGCCUACCCAGAAUCCAUGCGACAUCGUAACCGUGAUCGUCAGAAUGCAAGGUUACAGGAAAGGUGAUACAACGAAUCCUAUUUCACAAGCUCAGGUCAAGGUUUUAAUUCCUUCAGAGAGCGAAAGUUCUCCUCCAGCCGGAACAGAAAGUUCCUUAGGUGGCUCUGCCAUUUCUUCAGAUCCAGCAGUGCCGUGGACUACAAUCACUACUCAAGGAACUGGCACUGCUCCUAUGACCAUCACGCAAUCUCCAACUCGAGCUGGUGAAACAGGAACCGUUUUGGUUAUGGCGGUUAUGACCUCGGAUGCCCCAAUCGACUAUACCACCAUCACCAGCACCGGAACCGGCACCGACACUGGUACUUAUACUAUCACCGAGACCCCGUCAGGACCUGGCCCUGGUACAGUGGUGAUUGUGGUACCCAGCCCGGUAGCUCGUUACGUUACCGUGACAUCCUAUGAUCGAUCGGUUACAGCCGUGGUCACGAGUACAAUGACUCCCAGUGCUCCUGGCGAAACUGGCACUGUUGUUGUCUACGAUCCAUACGAAUGGGUGACUACCACCUCUUAUGAUGAUGCUGCGCCCUCUGACCAUACAACGUCUAUGUGGCCUUCUGCGUCUGAUCAUGUAGGCACGGUAGUCGUGUAUAGGGCAUACAAAUGGGUGACAGUAAGCUCGUAUGACGCAACUAUCACAGCCGCAUCUACACAGACUAUAUCCCCGAGCUCCCCAGACCAGACGGGUACUGUCCUGAUAUACCAGCCAGAUCCAUGGUUCACAGUUACUUCCUAUGGAGGUGUCACGGCGGCAUCAACAACCACUGAAUAUCCAACUGCCCCAGGCGCAACUGGCAAUGUUAUUAUUUACAAGCCACACCAAUUGACAACCGUCACCUCUUACGACCCAGCGGUUACAGCCGCAUCCACAACCACCAUAUCACAAUCUACUGAAGCAGAGACAGUCACUGUUAUGGUAUACAAGCCUUAUCAGUGGGAGACCGUCACUUCUUACGGGGACUUCACAGCUGCUUCUACAUCUACCAUAUCUGCAACAGCUCCAGAUGCAACCGGCACUGUUAUCGUGUAUCAGCCUGAUCAGUGGGUGACCAUCACUUCUUAUGGACAAUAUGCCGCUGCGUCUACAACUACAAUUUCUCCAUCCAUGCCUGGUCAAACAGGUACCGUUGUGGUCUACAAUUCGCAGCCAUAUUCGACCUUUACUUCUUAUGGAGACGUCUCGACCGAAACCACAUAUACCUCACCGCCUCCUGCUCCUGGCCAGACAGGUAUCGUUAUGGUUUUAAUGCAACAGCCAUAUACGACUGUCACUUCGUACGGAGGCGUUACGGCCGAGUCUACGACUACUAUAACCCCAUCGAGUCCAGGCCAAACGGGCACUGUUGUGAUCUUUGAUCCACAGAUGUAUGUGACUACCACUCAUUAUGGAAGGGUAACAGCUGCUACUACAACAACUGAGAGCGGACUUGGCUCUAACCCAACCCUGACCGUUGUGGUUGAUCUCCCUCAGCCUUACACGACCGUAACUUCGUAUGGAGCCGUUAGCGCUGAAUCUACAACCACCAUAAGUCCAACCAGCCCAGGCCAAACGGGUACCGUCGUGAUCUUUGAUCCACAGAUGUACGUGACAACCACCUAUUAUGGAAGGGUCACAGCAGCUAUAACAACAACCGAGAACGGUAACGGGCCGAACCCGACUCUCACAGUUGUGGUUGACUUACCCCAGCCUUACACUACGAUCACCAGUUAUGGCUCUUUCACCGCAGCCAACACUGUGACAUAUCCACCUUCUGUUCCUGGUGAGGACGGUACUGUAGAAGUUGAUCUUCCGAUGCCUUUCACAACCGUCACUAACCACAGAGAUGGUCUGACUGUUGCUUCAACUACAACAUACCCAUUCAAUGUUCAAGCAAAGUUUGCCACUGUUGAGGUUGAUGUGCCUCAGUCCUACACUACAGUCACAAGCUACGUUCCAGGCUUGGCAGGCCCGGCAUCCACAACCUUACCAGUUGACAAUCCAGACGAUGUGAUGACUGUUGUCCUCAAUCUUCCGCAGCCAUACACAACCAUCACAACCUAUGUUGACAGUUUGACUGCACCUGUGACCACGACAAACCAGCCGGCUAAUCCCGGAGAUCCUGUUACUGUUGUGAUUGAGAGCCCUCAGGCAUAUGUAACCGUCACGACCUACAUGGACAGCCUAACCGCACCUCAUACCGUCACGAACCGACCGGCUAAUCCAGGGGAUCCUGCCACUGUUGUCGUUGAGAACCCACAGGGAUAUACAACCAUUACAACAUAUGUUGAUAGUCUUACUGCACCUCUGACUACAACAAACCAACCUGCUAAUCCUGGGGAUCCAGUAACUGUUAUUAUUGAGAGCCCUCAGGCAUAUACAACCCUCACGACAUAUGUUGACGGGUUGACUACACCUUUGACUACAACAAACAGACCGGCCAAUCCUGGGGACCCUGCAACUGUAGUCGUCGAGAGUCCUCAGUUAUACACGACUCUGACUACCUAUGGCACUUACUCUGCACCCCUCACCACAACAUUAGCACCAACUGGGCCCGGUGGCUUGGCUACUGUGCUUGUAGAGAGUCCUCAAGCAUACACUACUGUCACUACCUAUGUUGAUGGCCUGACUGCACCUGUAACCACGACCAACCAGCCAGCUAACCCAGGGGAUCUUGCCACUGUCGUUGUAGAGAGUCCUCAGCUGUAUGCAACAGUGACCAGUUAUGGCUCCUGGACCACACCUUCCACUACAACGUUAUCACCCACUGGGCCUGGCGGCGUGGCUACCGUGGUCAUAGAGAGUCCUCAGGGUUACUCAACUACCACGGCGUAUGUUGAUGGUCUGACCGCACCUAUAACGACAACAAACCAGCCGGCCAAUCCAGGGGAUCCUGCCACUGUUGUCGUCGAGAUUCCCAAGCGGUACACAACUGUGACCAGCUAUGGUUCAUAUACAGCUGCUGUGACAAGCACCAUGACACCGGCAUCCCCAGGUGAUGUUGCGACUGUUGUAGUAGGACUGCCCCAGUCAUAUAAAACUGUGACUAGCUAUGGUAGCUUUACAACUGAAGGAAAUACUACACUGCCACCAGCAUCUCCAGGUGGUGUAGCCACUGUUGUUGUCGAAGAGCCCCAGCCCUACACAACAGUCACAAGCUGGGGUACCUUCUCAGCAGCCCAUACCACUACCUAUUCGCCAACCUCUCCGGGCGGUACUGGAACGGUCGUUAUUCAAAACCCCCAGCCUUAUACAACUACCACAACCUGGGGUUCCUUUUCAGCAGUUCAUACCACUACCUAUUCGCCGAACUCUCCGGGUGGUACUGGAACUGUGGUUGUUCAAAACCCUCAACCUUAUACAACUACCACGAGCUGGGGAUCAUUCUCAACAGUCAGCACCACUACGUAUUCGCCAAUCUCUCAGGGUGGCACUGCAACUGUCGUUGUUCAACAACACCAGUCCUAUACGACCGUCACAACCUGGGGUACCUUCACAGCAACUGGCAGUACCACCUUAUCGCCGACCUCUCCUGGCGGCGUUGCUACGGUUGUUAUGCAAAAGCCCCAGCCAUACACCACUGUAACAACCUAUUAUACCACUGUAUCAACCAUGAGCACGUCCACUGUUACUCCGGCCUCCGCUGGGCAGACAGCUACUGUGGUGGUCGUGGCUCCCGCAGUUGGUACAAAGGCUGCAGAUCAAACAUGCGAUAACGCUGGUUUGGAAUACGCUAUCUAUACGAACUCGUUCUAUAACGCUGAUCCACCAAACUACUCGUCCCUCAACAUUUCCUAUUUUGCAACAGCUUCACCGACUUUUACUGGCAUCACGCAUUCAAUUGGUAUCACAGAACCAGGUGGCGUAAAAUCAGGAAACUCAGGCCCGGCGCAGGUUAUUUAUCCUGGCGCACCAAGUCAGACAUGGCAGUAUAAGGCUGUUAACCACCGGGCAUACUUAUAUGCGCCAAUCAAUGGUACUUACUCUGUUGUUGUACCGUACUCUGACGAGGUCACACUGGUUUGGUUUGGUAGCAAGGCUUUAUCAGCAUGGUCGAAAGCACGUUCAAGUGCAGAUCUGGCCCAAAACUACUCAUGGGGACCUUCCAGUGCUCAAACCUUUAAGAUCCAGCUGACAGCGGGUACUUAUACGCCAUUCAGGGUUUUCUGGGCCAAUGCACAGGGAGACUAUUCUAUGAUAGUUACUGUCACAGCUCCAGACGGUACUGUUAUCGUAGACGGCUCUGGAUCAUCAAGCAAAUACUUUGUUAGAUUUGCUUGUGAUUCUAGUACGCCUUCUUACCCUGCAUUUGGAAGUGGCGGUUAA